UUCGUUCAGCGGUGGCCAGGAAAAGCCAUGGCCGACAAGCCGCGCUCGACGGACUUGAACCUCGCGGAGGUGAAGAAGAGCGGCCUCCGCGACAAGCUGCAGCAGCUCCAGGAGCGGUCCUCGUCGCUCCUGCUGCUGUCGCUCCAGUGGAAGGACCUCGAGGACCACUACGAGGCCACGCAGACGGCGCUCGAGCGGCGCGGGGAGGAGGUGCGCUCGGUGGAGGAGUCCAUCACGGCGAGCCUCAGGGCGUUCGGGGCGAGGCUCGAGGAGAUCGAGAGGAGGGAGGGCGAGGUUGUGGAGAGGCGGAGGGCGGAGAUCGAGGGCAAGUGCAAGGAGGUCGAGAGGAGCGCGGCGGAGCUGGAGGAUGCGAGGAGGGCGAUCGAGGAGAGGCUUCGGGAGAUCGAGGCGAUGGAGAAGCGGGUCGAGGAGGUGAGUAGGUCGUUGGGCGAGAUGAUUGACGAGAGGAUGAGGGAGGUUGGGAAGAGAGAGAAGGAAAUCGAGGUUAGGAAUGAGAAAUUGAGGGAGAGGUGGGAGGCAUUCGAGGCUAGCAGGAGUAAAUUGGAGGGGAAAAUCAUCGAGGUACAGGUGAAAAGUGAGGAAUUUGAGGGUAGAAUCAAGGACCUAGAAUUGAUUGAGAAGGAAUGCCAUGAGCGAGUCAGGCAAGCCGGGUUGAAGGAGAAGAGGUUGCAGGAGUGGUCUAACGAGCUUGAGAUACAGAAGAGAGAGCUUGAAGUGAGACUGAGGGAGGUCGAAUUGAAGGAUAAGAGGGUAAAAGAAUUGUCUAAAGAACUUGACUUGAGAAGCAAGAAAUGUGAGGAACAGAACAGUAAUAAUGUUAGCCCUGCGAUAAACAAAUCGAGCGAUGAAAUUCAUACGAAAGUACUGGCCAAAUCACCAGAUACUUGCUUGAAGAAUGAUGGCCAGGUUCCGAAUAUCCAAAGGCACGCGAUAGUGGACGGGAGGGACUUGCAAAUUUUCCUUAACGAGCGCUGGACAGAAGGUGAAAAAUUAAGACACGAAGUGUCCGCAGCGCUGAGACAAUGUUCCGACCCGGCGAGUCUUGUUCUGGAUGCAAUGGAAGGGUUUUACCCUCCGCAUUUGAAGAGGGGAGAUGUGGAGUUUGACGAGUGUGUUGUUAGGAGGAGUUGUAUCUUGCUGUUGGAGCAGCUAAUGAAGAUCUCUCCGACCAUUACCCUCCAGGUAAAGACCGAGGCGACGAAAUUGUCUUUCUUCUGGAUAACUAAAAUGAGAGCAGAUGCCGAAAAUUCCUUGGAAGUAUUGGGAUUUUUACAGCUUUUGGCUACUUAUGGAUUGGCUUCCGCUUUCGAUACUGACGAGAUCUUACAUUAUGUGGAGAAAAUUGCUCAGUUUAGACAUAUGCCUGAAUUAUGUCAGGCCCUGGGCCUUAAGGAUAAGAUUCCAGGUUUCAUUCGGAACCUUGUGAAAGAGAAGAAACAUAAUCUGGCUGUAAGUUUUAUUUAUGCUUUCAAGAUGGAAGAUGACUUUCCACCGGAACCCCUCUUGAAAGAUUACAUGAGAAUCUCCAAAAAUGCCGCUGGGGCAAUUUUCCAAAAUGGACAUAACUCUGCUGAAGCUCAGGCCAUGAAAAGAAGAGUGGCUGAUCUGAAAGCUGGAGGUGGAUGCGUUGAAGAUCACAAGAUCAAGUCAACAAUUUCACCUGAAAACAUCAAGCAAGCCAUUACUUAUAUGGAGAAACAAAAUGGGGAGCAAAAAAAAGCAGCCGCAGAGAUCAACAGCUUCGAAGUGAGAGAAUUGGAUGGCAAAUUACAUAGUCCUGCUAUAGUAGCUGCUCCUGUUCCAUCCUCUAUCCCUACCUCUAUCAAAACUAUCUCUGCUAUCACCACCGAGACUGCUGUCAAACCAGCACCAGAAACUUCAACCUCACCACAGCAUAGAGGUAAGCAUCCACGUACAGCUGCAUUGGCAGAAGCUGGAUCGAAUCUUUUUGCUGGUGCCAGUUCUAAUGCUCAGUCAUCGCACAUUACGCAUAAAGAGGUGGCAUCAUCUGAGAAUCUUUGCUCUAAGCCUACUGGUAAGCCUAAUGGCACGAUUUUGGGAAAGAUACUCAGCAGGGAGGUGGAAUAUGAGUUGGUGCGUGAUGAAAUUUCUGCUCUUCUUCAGUCCUCAUCAGAUCCCGCAAGUCUUGUUCUCAACACACUGAAAUAUACUGAUCCUUCAAACUCGAGAGAAUUCAUUAGGUUGGGCAUUCCCGUAAAGCGUUGCAUAUUACUAUUGGAUCAUUUAAAGAGAUUUUCACCUAUCAUCAAUCCUCAGUUAAGUCAAGAGGCAAAACAGUUUUGUACUAGUUGGAAACUAAAUUUGAAGGCGGGGAAAGAUGAUCAUAUGGAGACCAUAUGUUUUCUUCAGUUUCUGGCUGCCUUCAAAUUGGCUCCUCUGGUUUCUGCUAAUGAAGUUCUUAAUCUCUUGGACCCAUCGAAGUGGGCUAAACAGGUCCCUGAUUCUUGCGAGUCUCUGGGAUUAGCAGAGUUUUUACCUGGUUUUAUCAGAAACCUUAUUGAAAAGAAGCAUUGGAUCGAUGCUAUUAAGUACAUUAAUGCACUGAAGAUGGAGGACAAGUUCCCUCUAGUGUCUAUCGUCACUGACUAUUUGGCAUAUUGGGAGAACAGAGCAGAUGCAAUAUCCAAGAAACAAAACAGCUCGCCUAGCAAUCAGAUUGAGGCUAUUAACAAAAAGUUAACUGCUACAAAAACUGCAAUGAAAUGGAUAGCGAUAUACAGGCUUGAGUCAGAGUUCUUGCACAAGGAUUUCGAAUCCUAUAUCAAACGGCUGGAAAAGCAGAAGGCUGAGGUAGAAGGUAAACUGAGAGAAUCCGAAGCUGAUCGUUCUGCAGGAUCACAGCAUGCAUUGACACAGCAGGACAAAAAGGAGGAACCGCCAGCACAAGCCACCUCUGAUCAUGUUGCCACCUCAUGUGGUGAUGCCCUCCCUACGGUCACUGCCUCGACUGCUCGAACUUCAGCCGCCAGUUCAAGCCGUCAGCCACAAAAGAAGGGUGGAAAGAAGCGUAAGAGGGUACCUCCGAAACCACAAACUCCAAAGGAACCCUCCAAUGGCAGUCAUCACUCGACGCAGCCCUCCAAUAGGCACGCGGCGGAUACGCAUAGGCAUCAAAUGGGGCCCCCAUACUCAGCGAGAUCGUCCGGAUACUACGGGAUGCAAAUCCCCCAGAACAACUAUCGUAUCGAUCCAUACCCUUUUAAUGGCGUUGAUCGUUACCAUGGCAGAACUUAUGCAGUGCCUCUCUGUGGUGGUCGGCCGGUACGGUUGGCUGGUCCGAGGGGUGCUUACAGUGGUCCUAGAUGGUAAAUUUUUCCAGUUUGGUCUCAUGUAUCUCAUCCAUCAGUGUAAAUUCAUUUGCUGGUCUUUAUUCAAUCAGUCUGUCUAUUUAUGGUUUUAUGGACCCAAAGACAUGGAGAAGUAAGAGUUUGGCAAAGCCCUUCGCGGGGCAAAAACAACAGCUGUUUAGAGAACAUUCUUCUUUUUCAUCAGAAUUCUAUCCUCUGUUCAACUA
Messenger RNA from Syzygium oleosum, 3556 nucleotides. Its product is annotated as FRIGIDA-like protein 5. Lineage: Eukaryota; Viridiplantae; Streptophyta; Magnoliopsida; Myrtales; Myrtaceae. The coding region runs from base 28 to 3351 and encodes 1107 amino acids. The transcript is spliced from 6 exons. The record is from RefSeq and is a predicted model, not a curated record.